AGAAGAGAAGAAAACAUCUUUUACAUCCGAAAUCAGAAGAAACCCUGAAGGCCUGAUUCGUUUAAUCGUGCUGAAAGAGUUUGGAGACCAAGUCUUGGAUUGUUCUCAGCUCCACCAACUCCGUCGGAUUUGUGUUUUGCUCCGACCGCUCAAAGCCCUUCGCUUUUCUUCAAAUGUUAUGCUCGAGAGCUGGAAGAUAAGCUAAGCAGCUACCCAAUUGUCGCCUAGGAUCCAGCGAUGAUCGUCAGGAAGUACGGCCGCCGGAAUCGUGGUCUUCCGAGGUCUUUAUCCGACUCCUCUAACGACGCCAUUCACGAUUCUUUUGGUGACUCUCUGUCUCAGGAAAGUUCUCAGGACCCGCUAUUUGGCAUCGCUUUCUCGUCACAAGACUCCUCUUCUAGAUGGUCCACUUUCGAUUCUGAGCCAUACGGCACGAAUUCCUCACAAGGUUCGUUUUCAGCAAACCCUAUAAGAUCCUCCUUUGACGAUUCGUUGAACGGGGGCAAGAAGAAGUCCAAGAAAGUCAAGAUUGAGAAAAGGGAACUAGAGGUGCUUAAGUGUUCGCAGCUGGCGAUUUCUUCUACAUCGACUUUAAUGGAAGCCCAGGAGUUUGGGGAGAUGAUGGAGCACGUAGAUGAGGUGAAUUUCGCGUUGGAUGGGCUGAGGAAGGGUCAGCAAGUUCGGAUCAAAAGGGCAAGUUUGUUGUCCUUGUUAUCUAUUUGCAGUACCGCGCAGCAACGGCGGCUUCUACGAACUCAUGGGAUGGCAAGGACAAUAAUUGAUGCGGUUUUAGGUCUUAGCUUUGAUGACUCAGCCAGCAAUCUAGCUGCUGCAACUCUUUUUUACAUUUUGACGGGUGAUGGUCAAGACGAUCACCUUCUCGAAUCACCAAAUUAUGUUAGUUUUUUAAUUAAAUUGUUGAAACCAAUUCUCUCUAUGGCUGCUGAAGUGAAAGCACCAAGAAUUGGCCAUAAACUUUUAGUACUUCGAACGGAUUCUGACAUCCUACAAAGUACAGCAACAAGAUUGGACUCCAGUUCUUCUGCAAUUUUGUCAAAAGUUGAAGAAAUUCUUGUAAGUUGCAAGGAAAUAAAAUCAAGAAGCAUAGACAUUGGCACAGCUGAUAGACCAGAGUUGUGUCCUAAAUGGAUUGCGUUACUGACUAUAGAGAAAGCUUGCUUGACUACCAUUUCCCUUGAAGAAGCAUCUGGUGCUGUAAGAAAAAAUGGAGGCGACUUCAAGGAAAAAUUGCGAGAGCUAGGAGGACUUGACGCUGUCUUUGAGGUUGCCAAGGAUUGCCAUUCCAAUAUGGAGGGUUGUGUAAAGCGUAUUUCACUGUCUACACAGGAUGCAAGAUAUGAAAACUUUCUGCAGAGCCUGAUGCUUCUUUUGAAGUGCUUGAAGAUAAUGGAAAAUGCCACAUUCCUCAGUAAAGAAAACCAGAGUCAUUUGCUUGGAAUCAAAAGAAACUUGGAGGGUCAAGGAACACCGCAAUCUUUCACGGAAAUCAUGUUAAAUGUCAUCAAGAUUCUUUCAGGUCUCUAUUUACGCAAAAGUUCUGCUGCUGGUUUAAAUAAUGAGAAGCUAGCUGAUCUCCUUGAUGGGUCUCACAAAACUUCCAAAUUGCUUGCAGAGGCAGAUCAUGAACCAAACAGAAAGAUAACUCUACCAAGCAGUAAUUUAAAGACAUGGUGCAACACCAAGGGUACUUUGUCUGACAAGAGCUUCAUUAUAUCCCAGAACAUGAGGAGUGCCACGGCUCGAUUAGACAAUACUCUAACAGCUUCUGGAACUACUAGCACUUCAUUGGAAAAUUCCAGUUUCUUCAAGAUGAGGCAAAGAUGCUUCACAUCUGGUUCAUCCAGUGUGACAUCAAGAAGUACUGAUGAUGGAGCAACUGCAUUGAAUAAUCAGCCAGUGGAGAAAAAUAAUCAUCCCGAUCCUUUUGCUUGUGAGCUUAACCUUUCAGAGGACCAGGAUCCCUUUGCUUUUGACGAGGGUGAUCUCGAACCCUCCAAGUGGGAGUUACUUUCACAGAAAGAGAAGAAAUCUCGGGCUAAAAAAGGGGUGGUCAAAUUUAGAGAUCUCGAGAAUGGAUCAAAAUCUCAGGUGAUGACGACUGAGAAAGAAUCAAUCAGUGGAGAAAGCCAUUUCUUCAAUGAAAUUUCAAGCUUGGCAUCCUUUAAUGAGGAGGGAUUCAACCUAGUAGCUGACUGCCUUCUUACUUCUAUCAAGGUUUUGAUGAACUUGACCAAUGAUAAUCAUGUUGGCUGUCAACAAAUUGCUUCCUGUGGAGGACUAGAAACUAUGUGUUCACUGAUUGCCAACCAUUUUCCUUCAUUCUGCUCCACUUCAUCCACCUUAAAUGGAUUAAAAGGUCAUACGUUGAGUCUCGAAUUUGAGUCUCAGAACGAGAAGCACCUAACGGAUCAAGAGCUUGAUUUUCUUGUUGCGAUUUUGGGCCUGCUUGUGAACUUGGUGGAGAAGGAUGGUCAUAACAGAUCACGGCUUGCUUCAGCUAGUGUUUUGAUACCUAGCGUGCAUGGACCAGAAAAGGGUCAUAGCAACGUAAUUCCUCUAAUAUGUUCAAUCUUUCUGGCCAACCAAGGAGCAAGCGAAGGAGUUGGAGAAGGGGAAUCUUUGCCAUGGAACGAGGAGGUCGCUCUUCUGGAAGGUGAAAAGGAAGCAGAAAAGAUGAUCGUUGAGGCUUAUUCAGCGCUACUUCUAGCAUUUCUUUCAACUGAAAGCCAGGGCAUACGCGAUGCCAUUGUCGACUGUCUUCCAGAUCACAGCCUAGCAAUUCUUGUGCCAGUUUUGGAGCGAUUUGUGGCGUUUCAUUUGACGUUGAACAUGAUAUCUCCGGAGACGCAUAAAACCGUAACCGAAGUGAUUGAAUCAUGUAGAACUUCCUGAGAAUAAAGAAAGCAUGAAGCUCCUGUAAAUUCUUCACCUUAGUCGGAUUGGUUAUCCUUAAUUGAUACCAUAGAAAUAGAGAAAAUCUGCAACAUACAGAAAAAGCCAGAGGGCUUGUCGCUUAUGUUGUUGUCUGAUUGACCAUUGUUCUUUCUUCUUUUUCUUCUUUAAAUUUUCAGAGUUCUUUCUCCACCCAUUUUGAGCUUUUUUUGGUAGCCUUUCUUCUUCAUUUUCUUUCAAUACCUCCAUUGUAGCUUAUGGUAAGAAGAUGCUUGUUUGUAUACAGAAAACUAUAGUGGAAUGAAAUCAUUAUUCAUUUUCGACUUUAUAAUUUA
Messenger RNA from Cucurbita moschata (crookneck pumpkin), 3248 nucleotides. RefSeq lists its product as uncharacterized. The record is from RefSeq and is a predicted model, not a curated record. Gene Ontology annotation, biological process: regulation of chromosome condensation. NCBI's taxonomy places the organism in Eukaryota, Viridiplantae, Streptophyta, Magnoliopsida, Cucurbitales, Cucurbitaceae. The coding region runs from base 238 to 2913 and encodes 891 amino acids. The transcript is spliced from 13 exons.